Spodoptera frugiperda (fall armyworm) is the source of this 632-nucleotide messenger RNA. RefSeq lists its product as uncharacterized. The transcript is spliced from 3 exons. Lineage: Eukaryota; Metazoa; Arthropoda; Insecta; Lepidoptera; Noctuidae. Bases 110 to 547 code for a protein of 145 amino acids. The record is from RefSeq and is a predicted model, not a curated record.
CCUCUCAGUUCCGCGUCGAUUGUUUUAAAUAAACAUUUUAGCAAUACAUUGGAACGUCUCGCAAGGAAAACAUUGCAAAUUAAUUUAUUAUACAGAAUAUUUAGAAAUAAUGUUUACAAAGUUAUUAUGUGUUUUAGUGAUUUUGAGUGGAUGUGCUGGUGACUUGAGUGAGUUGAGUGAAGAUGAGUAUUUUGAUGCUGUGAUGGACAUGCUGCUGAACGGUGUUGAUAGAGAUUUCGGGGAUUCUGAAGAAGUUGGUGAUGAUGAUGAACCAAUCCUAAAUGGCGGUGUCUGGAAAUGUGGAAGAUGCGAUGCAAUCAAUGAGUCCAGGCUGAUCUACUCUGAGGUGAACGAAGUCGACAACGAAAUGAUGACUGACCAGUCAGUCGAUAUACAGAUAGGCAUAUCUCUACCAGACAUGAAGUGCCUGAUAGUAAACUCCGACGUGCGCGGCGUCGUGCGUCGCGUUGCUGGCGCAUGCGCGGGAGACUCCGUCACGCUCAGCGUGGCGCCCGCGCAGCGGUUUACUGUACAAGUUUAUAAUUAGAAUGUCUAUUUUAAAAUGUUAAGGUUUGCUUUUUGUGUUAAUAAAUGUAUAUAGUACUAGCUUUUGCCCGCGACUUCGUUCGCGU